CUGCAAUGGGGGAUCCGGGGCUUCCUACUGACUCAGGCCGCACAGGGGACAAGAAUCUAACCAAUGGCCACAGCGAUGAGGAGGAACCGUUCCUUAGGAAAAACCCUCAACGAUUUGUCAUUUUCCCAAUUCACUACCCGGAUAUCUGGAAAAUGUAUAAGAAGGCCCAGGCCUCAUUCUGGACGGCAGAGGAAGUCGACUUAUCCAAAGAUCUUGUCCACUGGGAAAAGCUGAAGCCGGAGGAGAGAAACUUUAUUUCACACAUCCUGGCCUUCUUUGCUGCUAGCGAUGGUAUAGUCAAUGAGAAUCUGGUGGAGCGCUUCAGUCAGGAGGUGCAAGUCCCGGAGGCUCGCUGCUUUUAUGGCUUCCAGAUUCUCAUAGAGAAUGUUCAUUCAGAGAUGUACAGCCUGCUCAUAGAGACCUACAUAAAAGAUCCCCGGAGACGAGAGUUUUUAUUCAAUGCCAUAGAAACGAUGCCCUGUGUAAGGAAAAAAGCGCAGUGGGCACUAAGGUGGAUAUCCGAUCGGAAAGCUUCCUUUGGAGAGAGAGUGGUGGCAUUCGCUGCAGUAGAAGGAAUAUUCUUCUCUGGAUCCUUUGCUGCUAUUUUCUGGCUAAAGAAACGGGGACUCAUGCCUGGACUCACCUUCUCCAAUGAGCUGAUCAGUAGAGAUGAGGGUCUCCACACUGACUUUGCCUGCCUGAUGUUCCAUUACUUGGUUAAGAAGCCUACAGAAGAGCGAGUCACUGAGAUUAUUGUUAAUGCAGUCAGAAUUGAGCAGGAGUUCCUGACGGAAGCCUUGCCAGUGAGUCUCAUCGGGAUGAACUGUACCUUAAUGAAGACUUACAUUGAGUUUGUAGCUGAUCGGCUGCUUGUGGAACUUGGGUGUUCAAAGGCAUUUAAAGCAGAAAACCCCUUUGAUUUCAUGGAGAACAUUUCUCUGGAAGGGAAAACCAAUUUCUUUGAGAAACGGGUUUCAGAGUACCAGCGUUUUGCCGUCAUGGCGCACACAGAAGACAAUGUCUUUACACUGGAUGCAGAUUUCUGAUUGGCUAGUGAUAUUGUGAACAGGCAAACUGGAGUCUUUGGUGGAAGCAAGAGUAAGCUUGGGAUGGAGCUGAGAAUUCCCUUCACUCGCCAGUAUCCAGCACUGAGUAUCAAGUCUUGGGGGCAGGUUCUGCCUUUGUUGGCAUUAGGAUCCAAAAUGGCACUCUGGGGCCCUCCUGCCAGUAGGUUCAAUAGGGCCUCUAAAUCUACAAUAUUGAACUUUAUAAUAGGUUGGUUAACAGUGCCUUGGGAAUGGUGGUGCCCAGUACAGCUGUGCCCUGGUUCUUGUGUAAUGGUUGCCAAUAGGUAUCACAUUAUUUAUAGAGCCCCAGGCUGCUAUCCAAGCUCUUGGGGACAAUCAUAGGUGCUAAAUUGCAUUAGUGCAAUUACCCAAAGCAAACAAUCAGAUAUUUUUAUUCAUUUUCUUUUGGCGAAUGCAGGUGUGCAAUUUAGCACCUAUGUUAAUAAAUGAGCCUUCCACUUUCCAACACAAAAUGAAGGUUAAAAAGAAAAUCAACAUUUUCUUUCCACAAUUCCAGUGUAGAGCUGAGAUUUGCCCACCAAGUGUUGUGGGAAUACAGAGUAUUAUAGAGUUUUAGUUUAGCUAUGUAUUGCUGCUACCGUAGCUUUCAGCACUGGCGAGAUCUGAACUGCGGUCAAAGUCAGUGGCAGGGUGGGGAGUAGGGGUUGGCAGCGGUGGCACCUCGCCAGGGUACACACACGUGCUGGCAGGCAGCAGGGCACACCAGCCAAACCACUCAACAUAGCAGCUGCACUAUUUGCCCUUGUCUCUCUAUCCUUCCAAUGGAAGCUCAUUGCCACUAACUCUGCCAGACAGGGUGUAAUGGUUUUGCACAACUGUAAAGAAUGGGGGGUUGCCACACUUGCCUUGGGGGUUCUCCUUGGACUGGCAGAUCUGAUCACCCUGUUUAUUGACUGCCCAGUGUGUAUAUAUCUGCAAUGCAGUAACAGGGAGUAAGGCGGAGUGAUGUCCAACUUUAAACAUAUUUGUUUUUAAUUUAAGUUUAAGUCUCUAUAUAAUGUAUAAUGCUAUUUAUAUGGGUAACGAAGCUGGCUUUGUAUUUAUGUGUUCCUGAAAUACAGAGCUAGGGCUGAGCGUAUGCACAGCAUAGUAAUUUCAUUUAGCCCUAGUAGCGCCCUGUGUGUGCCCACUCCCUAUGUGCCCAUGCAAGCUGGGAAAUCGCCACUGGCCUCGGGGGGAAAGACUGGUAAAUUUUGAUCAUUCGGGGGUGCUUAACAAAUUGCCACGCUGCCCCAGAUAUUUAAACUUUACUGUAAAGGGUCAGUAAUAAUUAUGUUCACUUGAGGGGGCUUAUUUAUAAAAAGGUGGAAAUAGAAUUAUUGUGUCAUGAAAUAAACAUGCAGUGUUUCCCCCUU
Molecule: messenger RNA, 2443 nt
Organism: Xenopus tropicalis (tropical clawed frog)
Lineage: Eukaryota; Metazoa; Chordata; Amphibia; Anura; Pipidae
Gene: rrm2b
Product: ribonucleotide reductase M2 B (TP53 inducible)
Biological process (GO): deoxyribonucleotide biosynthetic process; nucleobase-containing small molecule metabolic process
Cellular component (GO): cytoplasm
Molecular function (GO): ribonucleoside-diphosphate reductase activity, thioredoxin disulfide as acceptor; oxidoreductase activity
Source: RefSeq, marked provisional